UUUGACAGCAGCCCAGUGGAGCGGAAAUGCCAUGAAGCUUAAUACAGAACCUUGGAGCUGAAAACAAAGCGUUAUAAAGAAAUAAAGCAUGAGAUUUGAAUAUUAGAUAAGUUUAUUAUGCAUUAAUGGAAUAAAUUCUGUAUCCCACAACGUCCUGGAACUUAAAUUAUCCGGCUUUCGAGUGAGGGUGUAAACGAGGCAGUGUUUAUGAAAGCUGAGAUGCGUUAGCUUAGCCGCAUUAGCUUAGCCGCACUAGCUUAGCCUCAUUAGCUUGGCCGCGUUAGCUUAGCUGCACUAACUUAGCCGUGUUAGCUUACAUAAACACCGGAAGUACAUUUUCAUAACUUGAUAGCUGUACUUACUCCUCGAUCUGUGAUGUUAGUCCGAUGUUUUUACGGAAUACUUUAAUCACUGGAUAUGUAAAAUGUACGUCUAAGUAUGCUAGGAUGUUUAAAAAUGUGUUCGGCUCAGGAUUUCUUGUCAGAACCGCUCAUGUUUUCCUGACAUGGGUCAUAACGUUGAUUCUCUUCCUACACGACACCGAUCUCCGUAGAGAGGAAGAGGCGGGUCGACUCACGCUGCCGGUACUCUUUGUGCUGCUUGUGCUGCUUUCUGUGCUGCUCUACUUUGCUGUGUCACUAAUGGAUCCUGGAUUUGUGUUGGCUGAUGACUGUGACCUACAGUUCACACUUGGCAUCACUGAGGAGCAACAGGACAUGAUUCCACAAAGCAAACCAUUCCGUCAGCGUCGCUGUGGUCAUUGCCUGUUACAGCAACCGAUGAGAUCCAAACACUGCCAGACAUGUCAGCACUGCGUGCGGCGCUACGAUCAUCACUGCCCGUGGAUCGAGAACUGUGUAGGGGAGAGGAACCAUCGCUGGUUUGUGCUUUACUUGGCUGUGCAGUUCGUCGUGCUGCUCUGGGGGCUACAUGUGGCCUGGUCAGGCUUCAGCGACGCGGCGACGUGGUCAGUGUGGUUGAAAUCGAACAGCGUGCUGCUGGUGACGUGCGCCGUGGUGGCGCUGAUGGCGUUGACCGUGCUGCUGCUCCUGGGCUCCCACCUUUACCUGGUGUCUUUGAACACCACCACUUGGGAGUUCAUGUCACGCCACCGCAUCUCCUACCUCAAACAUUGCGGCAUCGACGAGAAUCCCUUCGACCGCGGGACCAUACGCAACCUGUGGAGUUUCUUCUGCAUGUGGAGCACAGUGGUGUGGGAGCAGAUGUACUUCAGGCAAGACUGCGAUCCUGCUUAAAGCAGCACAUCGUGUGAUCGGAACAAUUUCUGGUAACAUAGCCAAGUAAAUAAAAAUAUUACAUCUUGGUUAGAAAUACAAUCCCAAUAAAUACAUUCCUAUUAUUGCUCCAGUUCUUUAGAGAAUUCUCAAGUGCAUGGACAUAGCUGUAGUUAGAACCAUGUAGAGCCUCAUUUAUAGCAAGUCUAAAUUGACCCAAAGGUUUGGGUUUCUGUUUUUCCUGUGAAUAGAUCUGUAGGAAAUUUUCUAAUCAAAGUUGCAGCUGCACUUUUAAAACUUUAUCUUUAAAGUCAAUGUUUCAGCCAUGUCAGAAAGAAACAUUUAUUUUUUGGCAUCAGACAAACACAAAAUGAAAAGCUUACCUCAUGUCAUCUUUUACUAAAGGAACAUCUGCAAAAAUCAAUAAACAGGGCGGAUGCUAAGGUGCACAAUAUAACUUAAUGUGAAGAUUAAAAUACAGGGUAAAUGACUUGACAUUUUACAGCAUCACUUCCCUCUGUAGUUUUUAGACAAUUAAGCAAACUGUGUAAAUAACAAAUCCUUUUAAUUUUAAUAAAUCAAACUUGUAUGUAGUAGAAAAAGCAUCGCAUAAAGCACUUACGCCAACACGAACAAAGUGGCGGACGCAGACUGCAGUCAUUAUAUCGGGUUAACUGGCACCGUUUUGUAGCUGAACGGUAGAUGCGAAGCAGGUAUAUUAGUUUAAUUCACAUUCAUUAUAGCCAAAUACAUAGCUACAUUAAACUAGCUGAUGCGAUUACAUGCACAAAUCUGUGAUCCGCUAUCAUGACUGCGGUUUUCUUCUAACGCUGCUAUUGAAUUCUCGAUUCUGAUUGGUCAGAAGGCGUGGCCUAUUUUUCUAUUAGCAUGGCUCUGACAGUAGUUAAUGCGCUUUACACAGGUAAAUUUGUCGAUACGAUCUGUGUCAAGUUACAAUUUUUGUCUGAUUAAUUUGACAAUUAAAAAAGAGAACAGUAAAGAUAGGUGGUGACAGGAUGGUGUUUUCACACAGGAUGGUGUUUUUCUCCCCCAAUUACUUUGAUGCGUCAUUUAAAUCACACAAAAUUAUCGGGGUCAAACAUACAGAGUAGGUGGCUGUUGAUGACCUGGUGUUGAGUCAUUGAACUUCUAGGCUUCAGUGAAAAUGUUAGCAGUUGAAUCACUUUCUAUAAAUUUUACAGGGAUGCUGUAACUCACCUGGUCGUGAUAAGGUUUAUUUAAAAUGUACUUAAACUCUAAUGGACACAACACAAACAGCUGUGACAGAUUCGUCCCUGCAAUCCUCUAAAUUUCGGGUGAAAUUGUUGCCCGUUUUAAGACAGUGUACUUUAUGUUCCAUGUAUUUGGCCGUUUGGGUCGCUGGCUUGUUUUUAUACAUGUUUCUGUUCGAGUUUCAGAAAUUGACAAUCAGAUCAGUAACCUGUACCCUCUUAAAUUUCAGCCGUCCGAAAUUAGAGCCUUUGAAAAUGGUAAAGUAAAUAAAUGAUGCCACAAAACAGCUUUCUGUAAAAAAUAAAUAAAAUAAUCAUCUCAAGCAGUUAUACAGGGUUUGUAUAUUUAAAAAAAGAAAACUCCAAGCCUUCCUUUUAUUUUUGUAUAAUUAUAGCCAGUUCUUUUCAUCGGUAAGCAAUUUAAAAAGAGAACGCGCAUGCGGAUGUUUUUAACUUUGACCCUAUUUUGUACUGAUGUUCGGUUGCGAUCCGUUCUGUUCCGUCUCUCCUUUAUAGAUCAAACUGUUAUAAUGUCUUCUGUGCAAUAGACAGAUAUUUUAAAACCUUAAAAGGCAAAAGCAAUAACGAUUUCUCCUUUUAAAGUUACUUCCAAUACAUUUGCACUUGACUGUUUCAGUAUUUGUGCUGAAUUCCUCUUUAACAAUGCAAUGUUUUUGUGACAUGUAAUGAUGUACAGGGUCACAGUGGCGGUAUUCAAUAAACUGAACAAAUGUAGA
This is a messenger RNA of Tachysurus fulvidraco (yellow catfish), 3204 nucleotides long. RefSeq names its product zinc finger DHHC-type palmitoyltransferase 12b (gene zdhhc12b). The coding region runs from base 387 to 1256 and encodes 289 amino acids. NCBI's taxonomy places the organism in Eukaryota, Metazoa, Chordata, Actinopteri, Siluriformes, Bagridae. The record is from RefSeq and is a predicted model, not a curated record. Gene Ontology annotation, biological process: protein targeting to membrane; peptidyl-L-cysteine S-palmitoylation. Gene Ontology annotation, molecular function: protein-cysteine S-palmitoyltransferase activity. Gene Ontology annotation, cellular component: endoplasmic reticulum; Golgi apparatus. The transcript is spliced from 5 exons.